CUCGUUACUUCCUCGUAGCCGUCAGCAACAUAAAACUCCAACCACGGACCCUUUAUCCAUUCUUUUUUCACUCAGCACCGUUAUUUUCCAUCUCGGUUAUCUCCAUCGAGAAUCACCGCUCCUUUUCUUUACCCCCGUACAUUCAUUUCUCCCUUCGUGUAAAUUUCCUCUAAAAGGUCGCCAGCUCGACCUACUUGCCUCACCUAGUUGUGACUGGCCUUGAGUUGAUAGUUGCCUACCUUCAAUAGCUACGCUCUGUGUGUUGUCCUCCGUCAAACGUCGCACACUCACGGCCGCAACUACAACCAAUAUUUAUUGUCCAAGGGUGCAACUGAUCUCUCAUCAAACUCGCAUCAUUCCUUCUGCGUCUUUGAUAGACUGCACGACCUGCUUCCCGUCUCGUCGCCGGUACACCCCAAUACGCAGCGCGUACAGAACCCCUUCGACAAUUUCAUUCAUUUCUGACAGUAUCAUCUGAUACGUCUCUUCCCUCCUUUGACUGGACUGCUGGCACCUUAACACUCCUUGAACGGAAAUCGCAGCAACAAUUCUCGAAAGAAUACGGAGCAUAACUUACAUAACUAGUGAAAUUGACUACACUAAGAAUACCAUAUAGCACAUCAUCAGCAAUCAUUACCAUCACGAAAAUCGACCAAGAUGCAUGCCAAGCUUAGCAUUUUGGCGCUUGCCGCUGCAGCCUCAGUUCAGGAGGUCUGCGCUGGCCCUAUUCAUCGCCACAAGCACCCCAAGAAGGACAUCGUAUACGCAUACACUGACGUCGUCGUCGUUACUGAAUGGGUGACCCACACUGUCAUUGCCGGUCAUCAACCCACUGAAGCGCCAGUCGUUGAGUCUCCUUCGAUCGUUGCGGCUCCUGUUGAGGCUCCCGCGGUCGAGAGUUCCCCUUCAGCGGACCCUACCUCUGAGAACCCUCUACCGCCGUCAAGCACAUCUGCCGAGGCUCCUGCGCCUGAGACUCCCGCUCCAGAGAGUUCCCCUGCUGAGAGCCCUGCACCUGAGUCUACUCCAGCGGAGAGUUCUCCUGCCCCAAGCUCUUCUGAGAUUCCCCCUUCUCCGAGUUCGUCUGAGGCUCCUCCUCCGUCUACAACUUCUUCCGAGGCUGCCCCGCCUACAACUUCUUCCGAGGCUACUCCGGCUGAGACACAGACCCCAGCUGAUCCCGCACCACCCGCGUCAACGGAGGCUCCUGUUCUCUCGUUGUCUGCUGUUCUCUCGUUGUCUGUUGUUCCCUCGUCGUCUGCUGCUUCCUCGUCGUCUGCUGCCGCUGUUCCCUCGUCGUCUGCUGCUUCUACAGUCAGCAAGCGAGGUGCCGCGUACAACGACCCAAACCUUGUUAGCGCUUUGGUGGGCCAGACUGACAAAAUCUCAUGGGCGUACAACUGGGGAUCUGACUCCGGUGGAUUACAAGCCAAGAUUUCUUACUACCCUAUGCUCUGGUCUCCCGCUUCGGACCACUCUAGCAACUGGGAUGAGAAGGCCGAAGCCGCUAUUGCCUCAGGAUCCGACAGUUUCCUCAGCUUCAACGAGCCUGAUAUCUCUAGUCAAGCUAACUUGUCUCCCCAGGAUGCUGCGACCGCUCACAAGCAAUUCAUGAACAAGUAUGCUGGCAGAGUCAAGAUCAGCUCACCGGCCAUUUCCAGCAGCGAUAGCUCAGGAAUGGGUAUCGACUGGCUUAACCAGUUCUUCGAUGCGUGUGACGGCCAAUGCCAAGUUGACUUCUGCGCUGCUCAUUGGUACGGACCCGGAGGCGAUGACGGCGCGAGCCUCUUCCUGGACCACAUCAAGAAGGUUUACGACGCUUGCCAGGGCAAACCCGUCUGGGUUACCGAGUUCGCGGCAACGGAUGGCGACAUCGACCAAUUCAUGACAUCCGUCACCCAGGGACUGGACAGCGACGAGUUUAGUUUCGUCGAGAAGUACUCGUAUUUCAUGGUGAACGAAGGCAGCCUCAUGUCUUCGGCGACAGACUUGAGCUCAUUCGGCAAAAUCUUCGCAGGUAUCUAAGGCAAUUCCUUCGAAAGAUACCGUUUCUACUUUAUCACUUUUGUUUUAAGUGGGGUUUAGGUUUAGGGGUAAGGGAUUUUGCAUUGCGAGGGAAUACAAAACGUCGGCAUUUCACUUCUUUGUACAUAAUUCGACUGGUUUUUACACCGGUUGAGUCGCUGGAUAUCCAUCUGGAUCUGCUUUGCUUUAUUCGGUUGUAAACAUGCGCGAAAGGAUAUCUUAGGAUCAAUGCAGAUUCAUGAAGAUACGAAUAACAACGAAUUGAAAUUCAUUCAAGUA
Messenger RNA from Daldinia vernicosa, 2304 nucleotides. RefSeq names its product glycosyl hydrolase catalytic core-domain-containing protein. The transcript has a single exon. NCBI's taxonomy places the organism in Eukaryota, Fungi, Ascomycota, Sordariomycetes, Xylariales, Hypoxylaceae. Gene Ontology annotation, biological process: fungal-type cell wall polysaccharide metabolic process. Gene Ontology annotation, cellular component: fungal-type cell wall. The record is from RefSeq and is a predicted model, not a curated record. Bases 658 to 2025 code for a protein of 455 amino acids.